Molecule: messenger RNA, 630 nt
Organism: Notothenia coriiceps (black rockcod)
Lineage: Eukaryota; Metazoa; Chordata; Actinopteri; Perciformes; Nototheniidae
Product: peptidyl-prolyl cis-trans isomerase-like
Exons: 5
Coding region: 50-538 (162 amino acids)
Biological process (GO): protein peptidyl-prolyl isomerization; protein folding
Cellular component (GO): intracellular membrane-bounded organelle; cytoplasm
Molecular function (GO): cyclosporin A binding; peptidyl-prolyl cis-trans isomerase activity
Source: RefSeq, a predicted model, not a curated record
CAGGAAAUGUUUUUUUCAUCAUAACCAUAUUACAACGCCGUUUGCAAACAUGGGAAAGGUUUUCUUUGACAUCACUCUUGAUGGAGCUCCUGCUGGCAGGAUUGUAAUGGAGCUCCGGAAUGAUGUAGUCCCAAAAACUGCAGAAAACUUCCGUGCUUUGUGCACCGGAGAGAAAGGUUUUGGCUACAAGGACUCCAGUUUUCACCGAAUCAUCACCAAGUUCAUGUGCCAGGGUGGGGACUUUACCAAACACAAUGGAACUGGAGGCAAAUCCAUCUACGGGGAGAAGUUUGGUGACGAGAACUUCAAGUUGAAGCAUCAGGGCCUGGGCACACUGUCCAUGGCGAACGCUGGGCCAAACACCAACGGGUCCCAGUUCUUCAUCUGCACAGGGGACACUAGCUGGCUGGACGGGAAGCACGUGGUGUUUGGGAAGGUGGUGGAGGGCAUCGACGUCGUCCAGAAAAUGGACGCGGUAGGCUCGCAAAAAGGUGCUCCUUCGGCGAAGGUUGUCAUUGCAGACUGUGGUGAAUUAUAAUAGUGUGACAAAGCUCCUUAAGUUCCCAUGUACCCUCUAACAUCCACUUCAAAAUGAGGCUGAAAGUGUCAAUAAAGCAACCUAAAGCUGAA